Messenger RNA from Formica exsecta, 1774 nucleotides. Its product is annotated as nicotinamidase-like. Gene Ontology annotation, molecular function: calcium ion binding. The transcript has 4 exons. The record is from RefSeq and is a predicted model, not a curated record. Bases 167 to 1156 code for a protein of 329 amino acids. NCBI's taxonomy places the organism in Eukaryota, Metazoa, Arthropoda, Insecta, Hymenoptera, Formicidae.
GCAUCGUUCGUCGGCGAAGUUGUGGCAGUAUCGAUCGAUGCAUUUACCUGGCCACCUGGCUACGAGCGGAAGAAACGAAAAUUGGUUUUAGUGAUCGAAGCGGCAUACUCGUCGAGACAUAAAUAAACGAGGAACGCAAAGUGACAUAUAAAACAACGUGGCAAACAUGGCUCAGACGGAGAAUGACAUUUGGGUGUCUCCGGCGGCGAUUCUAUCGAAAUUCGAUGUCGACGCUGAUGGAACCUUGGACUAUAUGGAGUUCCGAGCGCUUUGUGUCCAUUUGUUUGGAACGGACGAGGUCAAAGAGCACGAGUGGCGAGUACGGGAAAUCUUCGAGCUAUUCGACUUAAAUGGAAACGGCACAUUGAACGAGCAGGAUUUACGAAGAUACUAUGAAUGGAUACGCGCGACUGUAUAUCCCGUAAAUGUUUUAUUGGUCGUCGACGUUCAAAACGACUUCAUUGAUGGCACAUUGGCUCUUCGAAAAUCCGGCUAUGGGCAAGACGGGGCAAAAGUGAUAGAACCGAUAAAUCGGCUUUUAAAAAACGGUCGUUGGAACAAGAUAAUAUAUUCGCAGGAUUGGCAUCCUAAGGAUCACAUCAGCUUUUUUGACAAUUUGGCAAUGCGCGAGCUUCAUCCCGAAUCUAAGAUUACUAAGAAAAUGGCAAAACUUUUUGAUACCGUUGAUUUUUUACAACCUCAUGUAACGCAGAAACUUUGGCCAAAGCAUUGCGUUAUGAAUACCUGGGGCGCCGAAUUACAUAAAGAUUUACUGAUCGUACCUUCUUCCAAACAGGUGUAUAAAGGUCAGCACUGUGACAAAGAAACAUAUUCAGUAUUUGGCGAAAAGGAUGCUGAUGGUACCUCAGAGCUUAUAAAAAUUUUUUUGGAUUUUGGUUGCACGCACUUAUAUGUUUGCGGUUUAACUUAUGAUGUAUGCGUGAAAGAGACGUGUCUGGAUGGUUUGCGAUAUGGUUAUCGGUUAGCCGUCGUUGACGAUUGCUGUCGCGGCAUAAAACCUGAUGACAUAACGAUUGCUAAAAAUCUGAUUACUGAAAACGGUGGUUUACUGGCGUCUAGUGACCACGUUCUGUCCUUGGUAAACGAAGGCAAACAGAGCCUGAUAAUGGCGCAUCAUGCAGCCAGAAGCAUGUGAAUUGAAGAGAUAUUUUUGUAAAAUUUUGUCAAUUUUGCUUGAAAGGUAGUAAAGUUGUCAAAUAUUAGUCGAACAUUGUAAAGACUAAACAAGUCUCUGAUAUAAAAAAUAAGACAAAUUAUUUUAUUAAGAUUAAUUUUUUUAGCUUUGUUAUCAAAUAAUGAUUUUGCGAGUUGUUACUUUUACGAAGAUAUUAAAGCAAAUUUUUUAAAAUUUCAUAUUUCAAUAUAAUACAAAGCUGCAUUGGAAAUAUAAAAAUGAGAAUUUAAAUUUAUUUCUCUUUUAAAUAAUUUUAAUUAAUUUUUUUGGAAGGAUUUAUCUGAAUAAUUAGCAGUUUGCUUAAAAAAUUAUAAAAAUGAGAAUAUUUAAAUGAUACAGUUUAUUUAAAUUGCUAUUUACAUAAGAUUAGCUAAUUACUAUUUAUAUAAAUCUAUAUAGAGUUUAGUAAAUUUAUGUAUAUAAAUAUACAUAAAUUUAUCUAUAUAGUUAGCAUUAAAAGGAGCAUUAUUGUUCUUCUUUGCUUCUGAUUAAAAAUGUAAUUAAACUUAUAAUAUUUUUAUAAUUUUUUUGUGCUAUAUAAAUUACUAAAAAAAAUAUAUAUAUAUAUGUAUAUAUUUA